Messenger RNA from Paramecium pentaurelia, 1464 nucleotides. Lineage: Eukaryota; Ciliophora; Oligohymenophorea; Peniculida; Parameciidae. The record is from the annotation of a GenBank genome assembly.
AAUGGAAUAAGUAUAAGCAUAUAAUGAAAAUCUUCAUUUACCUUAUUAGUAGCUACCUACUAAAAAAUAAACAAAGAUUAAAAUCUAUUGUUAAGAAUACGGUCACCGUGAUUAAAAGGUGGAAUAUAUAAACUUAACACGAGAAAAUGAUGUGGUAAAAUCAAGAUUACAAUGUAUUAAGUGUAUAAAUGGUCCUUAUUCACAUUUUCGAUAGGAUGUUGCUAUCCUCAAGGAAGUAAUAGAAAAAAUAUUAUCUAAUCUUUAGAUUUUAAGUGACAGCCUCAACGUCUUAAAAAAUACACAAUUUUAGGGGAACCUUUGCCAAGAAUUUUCUAAUCUUUAUCAUUAUUUAAAUUUAGAUGUUACUAAAGAUGACAUAGAAUUUGUAAUUUUAUUUAUUGAUAAUAGAAAUUUGCAACAUUAAAAAAAGAGAUUGUAUACCAAAUUGAAGAAUGUAAAAAAGAAGUUCUAAAAUCUUAUGAUAAUUAUUAUCAAAUAAAGGAAUAAAUAGACAUAAACCAUUUUCGAGAAGUAAAAAGAAAUUUUAUAAUAGAUUUUUAAUUUUGAAGACUUAAAAAAAGAAUUAUAUAAGUAUGCUUAGAAAGGACCUAAUCCCUCACCUAAGGAUUAAAAGGAAAUAAAUGAUUAACUUAAUAAAUAUGUUGAAAAAUUACAUGCUAAAGAAUAGGAUAAAUUAUAAAUUCAAUUUGAGAAAUUUAAAAAGAAGGUCAAUGAAUUUACUGAGAAAAAAUGGUAAAAAUUAUCAUAAUUAAAGUUUUCAUUAUUAUAAACUUGACUAAGGAAUGGAGAGUAUUUAAAAAAUAAUCGAAGAAAUGAAAACAACAUUCUCUCCCAAUUUAUUUACUAAAUCAGAAUUGUCAAACGACAAUAUAACAGAAGUCUUAAAAAAUAUUAACACAAAAGUUUAUUCGGAAACUUCAAAUGUUGAAAAAAUUACCCCAAUCUAUUCAAGCAUUCAUGAAGGGCUUAAUUAUAAGAAAAUGUUAUAGAAACUUAAAGAGGAAGUUAAAUCAGACUAGUUAUUUAUUUUUAAAUCCUCUAAUUCUUAAACAUUUGGAGCAUAUAUAGCUUCAGAUAAUUCUUCAGGAAAUCUUCGAACUACUAAUACACCUCUGCCUCAACCUAUGAAUCGAGCUACUCCACCAGUUAACUAAAAAAGUUUUUUGUUUUCUUUAAGUAAGAAAGAAAUAUACCCGAUAAAAUUGGGUGUGACAUCUUUAACUAUAAAUUGGCUCGCUAAUGAUAAUGAUCUUCUUUUAAAUUUUGGAAAUAACGAUUUAAAUAUUUUAUCAACAUUUAAAUAGUGUAAAUCCUAAUUAAAUAGCGGCUCUAUUACAAGUAAUUAUAAAAUAGGUAACUACGAGAUGCAUUUAGCAAAUGCGCUAGAAUUUGAAAUAAUUGCCUUAUAGAUAUUUAAAAUUCCCUAAGAGACAUAAAAAUGAU